Messenger RNA from Stegastes partitus (bicolor damselfish), 2427 nucleotides. RefSeq names its product dihydrouridine synthase 3-like (S. cerevisiae) (gene dus3l). The transcript has 16 exons. Gene Ontology annotation, biological process: tRNA processing. Gene Ontology annotation, molecular function: metal ion binding; flavin adenine dinucleotide binding; RNA binding. NCBI's taxonomy places the organism in Eukaryota, Metazoa, Chordata, Actinopteri, Pomacentridae. Bases 316 to 2220 code for a protein of 634 amino acids. The record is from RefSeq and is a predicted model, not a curated record.
CCCGCUGCACACUCGUGUCCUCACGAUGUUGGGUUGUUGCUGUGCAUGUUAGGCUGUGAGACAGAAGUGUCCUCAUAGUUAACUGUAUGUUUUUGUGUUUUUUGCAUGUAACUUUUGACACGACUGUAAAUCGCUAUAAAUUGUCGUGAAACGUGUUAGCCCAGCAGCUGCUAAAGACGCGUCUACGUUAGCUGUUAGCUUGUUAGCAGAGUUGCGUUUAACUUCACUGCUGGAGCGAAGCAUGUUACCGUAGCUGUUUACUUUGACAACCUCGGAAAUAACAGGAAACAACUUUGAGAAACGUCUGAAGCUGUGAUGGAGACAGCAGCAGAAGAAACUGCUGAAAAAAGGACAGAUGUGGCAGUGAAGGGUGAAGCCGCAAUCAAACCACAAUUUCUUACCACCAAAGACAAAUUUCACAGGUUUGUAGACUCAGAGUGGCAGGGCUCCAAAGGAGGUGAAAAUGACACCGCUGAUGAGCCAAAAGCAUCUGAUGAGGAACCCGAACCCAAAAAGCUCAAACUGGACUCUGACGAUAGAAACAGUGCAGGGAAACCAGACAGCAAACGGCUUCGGGGACAGAACAAGUCGAGACCGCACAUUAAGCCGACCACCUAUGAUGAGAAACGACUGUGUCUCUCAGUCAUCCAGAACAGGGAAUGCCCCUUUGGAGACAAAUGCCAUUUUCACCACAACGUUGCAGACUACUUGGCCUCAAAGCCCGCUGACAUCGGGGAAAGCUGCUACCUCUAUGAAACAUUCGGAAAGUGCACGUACGGUCUCGCCUGCCGCUAUGCCAAGGCGCACACUACGCCUGACUUCAAAACCAUGGAGAAGGCAGAUGUGAUUAAAGCUUAUGAAGGCAGGGUCGUGGUGAAGAACAGCUUGAGCAAAGACCUCCAGAAUCGUCUGAGGAAGCGCUCGGUGGCCUUCAAGAAGUCGGCAGAUUACCUGAAAACACUGGCAAAUUACAAAGACAAGAGAGAACAGCAAGGGAACGGUAACGCUUGUGCUGCUGAAGUACCUGCAGAUCCAGCUGGAGAGAAGCAACAUGCAUCAACUGGAGCAGAGCUGCAGGCCAGCCCAGAUAAACAGCCUCUGGUGAAGACUGUUGGCCCGCUGACUGAUGCAGACGUCAUCAAGUUGCGCUCAUGUGAAAAGAAGCAGGUGGACUUCACAGACAAGCUCUACCUCGCUCCUCUAACAACUUGUGGAAAUCUGCCUUUCCGUCGUGUGUGCAAGCGCUUCGGUGCAGACAUCACCUGUGGAGAGAUGGCCAUGUGCACGAAUCUGCUGCAGGGUCAGCAGUCGGAGUGGGCUCUGCUGAAGAGGCACGAAAGUGAAGACAUAUUUGGUGUCCAGGUGGAAGGCUGUUUCCCCGACACCAUGACCAGAUGUGCAGAACUCAUCAACAACAACACAGAUGUUGACUUUGUGGACAUCAACUCCGGAUGCCCCAUCGAUCUUGUUUACAAGAAGGGCGGAGGCUGCGGCUUGAUGACGCGCACCAGAAAGUUUGAACAGAUAGUCAAAGGAAUGAACUAUGUCCUCGAUGUCCCUUUAACGGUGAAGAUCCGCACUGGUGUUCAGGAGAAGUCCAACAUAGCACACAAACUGAUCCCUGAGAUGAAGGAUUGGGGUGUCUCCAUGAUCACAUUGCACGGCAGAUCGAGGGAGCAGCGCUACACAAAGCUAGCCGACUGGGACUACAUCACCACGUGUGCUAAGCUGGCCAGCCCUGUCCCACUUUUUGGUAACGGAGACAUUCUGUCCUAUGAAGAUGCAAUGAAAGCGAGAGAGACCGGAGUGUCUGGUAUCAUGAUUGCCAGGGGUGCUCUCAUUAAGCCGUGGAUCUUCACUGAGAUCAAGGAGAACCGACACUGGGACAUCUCGUCCAGUGAGCGACUGGAGGUCCUCAAGGACUUCACCAACUUUGGCCUGGAGCACUGGGGCUCCGACACUCGAGGCGUGGAGAAGACGCGCACCUUCAUGCUGGAGUGGCUCUCCUUCAUGUGCAGAUAUAUUCCCGUGGGCCUGUUGGAGCGAGUGCCUCAGAAGAUCAAUGAGAGACCUCCGUACUACAUGGGCAGGAACUAUCUGGAGUCACUGAUGGCCAGUCAGAACGUUGGGGACUGGGUUAGGAUCAGCGAAAUGCUGCUCGGACCUGUACCGAAGAAUUUCAACUUUUUGCCCAAACAUAAAGCCAACGCCUACAAAUGAUUUCUUUCUCUGUCUGUCUACUACAAACAUCCAGGCUUUAUUGUUUGUUUUUUAUCGGUUCUCGAGAACAUGAUCAAGGAUUUUUUUGUGUGUUUUAACUGCUGAAGACUAUUUAAUAGUCUGUUCAUUGAAGCUGUGCUGCAGUAGAAGGACACAUGGGCGUUUGUGUGCUCGACAUGUAUGCAAUAAAGUCUUUUGCCACACUGA